Prorocentrum cordatum is the source of this 1150-nucleotide messenger RNA. The record is from the annotation of a GenBank genome assembly. Lineage: Eukaryota; Dinophyceae; Prorocentrales; Prorocentraceae.
GAACUCGGUGUCCUGGGAGCCGGAGAUGUUCAAGGUGAUCGCGAAGCCUUUGAUGUUCGUGCCGAUUGUUGUCUUCGUCCUGGUGCUGCCGCUCGUCCCCGGGACGACGCUGGCGCUGAUCGUGCAGACUACGCCGUUCGCGGAUUUGCCGAGGACCGUGAGGCUGCUGGACCGCAAGCUGUUUGUGCAACUCCCCGAGGUGGUGGUUUUCUUCCUGAUGCCGCCGCUCGUCAUCAGGAUAUGUUUGGAGCUGCCGCUGCGGAUCCUGAAGUUCAUGUGGAUGCUGGUGCUCAAGUUUGUGACGGCGCGUCCGACGUUUCUCGAGGGGUUCCUGGUGUUCUUCUCGUGCUGGGUGGCGUGGAAAAUCAUGGAGUCUCUGGAGCCCCCUAUCCACGCCUUGCUGAUGGAGAUCCGAGUUAUUCUCUCCUCGCGCAUGGUGAGAUUGAAGCUCAAAGCGUUCCUGGUGUCCUCGCUCGUCAUCCUGAAGAUGGAGUUUCUGGCGUUUGUGACGCUUCACAGCAUCAUCUUGACGACGAGCGAGGUGAAGGUCCUGGUGUUUGCUUCCCCGAUCGUGCUGAUCCUUUUGCUGUUCAGGCAGACCUUCCUGGUGAUGUUCGCGGAGGCCGUGCUGGUCUCCCCGACGCUCGCGAGGAUCUUCUUCACGAUCAAGGUGGCGCGGAAGAUCAUGAUGUACCUGGAGCCUCCUGUCCACGGCUCGCGGAUGGAGAUCCUGGUUGUUCCCUCCUCGGUCAUGGUGAUAGUGAAGCUCACAGCGUUCCUGGCGAAGGUCCUGGUGUUUGUCAUCCCGAUCGUGCUGAUCCUUUCGAUGUUCAGGCAGACCUUCCUGGCAAUGUUCGCGGAGGCCGUGCUGGUCUACCCGAUGCUCGCGAGGAUAUUCUUCAGAGCGCUCUUCAGCUACGUGGCACAGCAGCCUGGGUCCGAGGCCAUGGAGGGUGAUAUCAUCACGUGGUACGCGGAACGGAUUGAGGAUAGCAUCCAGACGUUGGCCCAGUUCCUUGAGGUGCAGUAUGCCAUCCAGGAUGCGAUCCACCAGAUGAUCUUUGGCGGCUGGUUCGUGGUUGCCAGGCAGUCAGGCGACGCUCUGAAGCCCGAGCGGCGCGUGCUGAGGGCCGCGGUCCCGGCGCGCUGA